CUCGCCAAGGAAAAAAGUUGAUUCAUUUGAGCAGCAUUUUAUCUUCCUUUGAGAAUCCUCCUACCCUUCUCCCUCGAGCGGUUGAUAAAUUAGGCCGUUAAAAAGGAGGAGAGAGGUGGGGUUUCUCCAGCAAAUUUUGACGCGGAGAAACACCACAAGAGAUGGAAGAAGGGAGCGGAAAUGAGCAGAGCGGGGCUUCACCACCGUCAUCACCUCCGUCAGAUUCAUCUCCCCCGCCACCAUCAGAGGAAAGCUCGCCGUCACCACCGCCACCAUCACAAUCUUCACCACCACCAAAAGAGUCUUCGCCUUCACCACCCGCACCAGAAAACUCAUCGGAUAAAAGCCCUCCGCCACCGGAAAACAACAAUGAUGGUGACAAUAAUGAUAAUAACAACACUGUUCCAUCACCAUCACCACCACCACCACCACCACCACCUCCUCCACAAGGACGCAGAAAUCCCGGUCAAAACUUUAACUCACCACCACGAGCAUUAGGACCUCCUAAUGGAUCAAAUUCCAACGGCAACAACAACAGUAGCAACGAUAACGACAACUCGUUAUCAAUAUCUGCUAACAAUCGGAAUGUGGUUAUUGGAGUCGUAGUCGGUGCAGGACUAUUAAUUAUUCUAAUGAUAUUGGUUUGUGUGGUAUGCUCAAAGAAAAAGAAGAGGCGUCCAAAGCAUGAUCAUUUCCACUACUACAAUGACCCUCCCUAUCAACCUUCUAAGGUUGGAGGUGAUUACUACAAUCCUUCGCCAAAACAGCCACGAUAUGAACACCAGGGACCUACCAUGCCUUCACCUAGCGGAAACUGGGGCCAAUCGCCACAAACAGGAGGUAUGGGAAAUUGGUCCCAAUCACCACAAGUACCACCAUUGGCACCACCGCCUAUACCUGGUAGUAGCAGUGACAUGAGCUCUAAUUUCUCCGGCCCACAUGGUCCUUCUCUGCCUCCUCCGCACCCCUCUGUGGCUCUUGGCUUCAACAAAAGUACUUUCACUUAUGAUGAGCUCGCCGCUGCAACUCAAGGCUUCUCACAGGCGCAGUUAUUGGGUCAGGGCGGGUUUGGUUACGUGCACAAAGGUGUAUUGCCUAAUGGCAAAGAGAUAGCUGUCAAGAGCCUUAAGUCUGGUAGUGGCCAAGGAGAGCGCGAAUUUCAGGCCGAGGUUGAGAUCAUUAGUCGUGUCCAUCAUCGUCACCUUGUGUCUCUUGUUGGUUAUUGCAUUGCAGGGGGUCAAAGAAUGUUGGUUUAUGAAUUUCUUCCUAAUGACACUCUUGAAUUCCACCUUCAUGGAAAGGGUCGCCCUGUCAUGGAUUGGCCAACUAGGCUCAAAAUCGCCUUGGGGUCAGCUAAAGGACUUGCCUAUUUACAUGAAGAUUGUCAUCCAAAGAUUAUCCACAGGGACAUUAAAACUGCUAACAUUCUACUUGAUUAUAGUUGCGAGGCUAAGGUGGCAGAUUUUGGAUUGGCCAAGCUAUCUCAAGACAACUACACUCAUGUGUCAACUCGUGUCAUGGGAACAUUUGGCUAUUUGGCUCCUGAAUAUGCUUCAAGUGGCAAACUCACAGAAAAAUCCGAUGUGUUUUCAUAUGGUAUAAUGCUUUUGGAACUGAUAACUGGAAAGAAACCUGUUGAUCCUGAAGCUGACCUGGAAGAUAGCUUAGUGGAUUGGGCAAGACCUCUAUGUUUGCAAGCAGCUCAAGACGGCGACUAUAGUCAGUUAGUAGAUCCGCGUUUAGAGAACAAAUUUGAUCCUCAUGAGAUGGCACGCAUGGUCGCAUGUGCUGCCGCAUCCAUUAGGCAUUCUGCGAGGCGACGACCAAAAAUGAGCCAGAUUGUUCGAGCACUUGAAGGCGAUGUCUCCCUGGACGAUCUGAAUGAAGGAGUUAAACCUGGACAAAGUGCUUACUUUGGCUCGAGUGCUGGCAGUUCAGAUUAUGAUGCAAGCACAUACAGUGCAGACAUGAGAAAGUUUAGAAAGCUUGCAUUAGAAAGCCGUGAAUAUCCAAGCAGUGAAUUUGGGGCCACCAGUGAGUAUGGACUUAAUCCCUCCAGCUCUAGCAGUGAACAUGGAGUUGGUAGUCGAAGAAUCAGUCCUUAAAAACUCAUUUCUCAUCAGAAAAAACAAAAAAAAACUGACUAGAACUGCUGGCUAACAUGUCAGAGCAGGUUUAAAUGAACAAGAAAAGCAUGUCAUUGCUUGGCUAAUAUGCAAACUUCAUGUAUGUUAUGUAGUUGUGGCAAGCAAACUGAUGUCUCUAAAGCAAACCAUAUGUUGAAUGAAUGAACAGACAGUAACAUCUCUUUUCC
Carica papaya (papaya) is the source of this 2314-nucleotide messenger RNA. It is a transcript of the gene PERK5, whose product is annotated as Protein kinase superfamily protein. The record is from RefSeq and is a predicted model, not a curated record. Gene Ontology annotation, molecular function: ATP binding; protein kinase activity. NCBI's taxonomy places the organism in Eukaryota, Viridiplantae, Streptophyta, Magnoliopsida, Brassicales, Caricaceae. Gene Ontology annotation, biological process: protein phosphorylation.